This is a messenger RNA of Peromyscus eremicus (cactus mouse), 546 nucleotides long. It is a transcript of the gene Cck, whose product is annotated as cholecystokinin. The transcript has 2 exons. The record is from RefSeq and is a predicted model, not a curated record. Gene Ontology annotation, cellular component: extracellular region; axon. Gene Ontology annotation, molecular function: neuropeptide hormone activity. Lineage: Eukaryota; Metazoa; Chordata; Mammalia; Rodentia; Cricetidae. The coding region runs from base 1 to 348 and encodes 115 amino acids. Gene Ontology annotation, biological process: digestion.
AUGAAGAGUGGCGUGUGUCUGUGCGUGCUGAUGGCAGUCCUGGCCGCAGGCACCCUGACGCAGCCAGUGGCCCCGGCAGAAGCCGCGGACUCCGCGGUGCAGCGGGCGGAGGAAGCGCCCCGAAGGCAGCUGAGGGCCGUGCUCAGGACCGACGGCGAGCCCCGAGCGCGCCUGGGCGCACUGCUAGCGCGAUACAUCCAGCAGGCCCGCAAAGCUCCUUCCGGCCGCAUGUCUGUUCUCAAGAGCCUGCAGAGCCUGGACCCCAGCCACAGGAUAAGUGACCGGGACUACACGGGCUGGAUGGAUUUUGGCCGGCGCAGUGCCGAGGACUACGAAUACCCAUCCUAGUGGACCAGCUUCUCAGCCCUGCUUGGAGGAGGUGGAACGAGAAAAGAAUCAAGCACACAACCCCUUGCCUCUGCUGCCUGACAUUUUGAGUAUCUAUUUAUUAAGUUCCCAGUGUGAAAUCUGUCUGUUAAGAGUGUGCGGUGCAGCCACACACCUCAGUGCAUCUGGCGGUUGGAAGGCAAUGUUUUCCCACAGUGA